CGUCGGAGUUUCAAAGUGUUUGUUUCGUUUUAGAGAGGUCGCGCUAUUUUUUUUUUAUUUCGUUUCGUUCGGGGACGGACAAAAGCAAAACAUUAAAAACAAAACGCGUCCUACACUUUACGGAACUUAAAUAUUGGCAAACAAUAAUCACCCGAUAAACGCAGUUUAAUUAAAAUAAAGUAAAAAAAACGAAAGUGAUUUUUCUACACAUUUGGGCCACCGCUUUGAGUGUGAGAGCAAAUACUGGACACAAUAUGGUGGCAAGAAACACCAACAACAAGUGUUGUUAAAAGGUGGCUGUGUGUGAACAGAGUGCCGGAGUAAAUAGUCCCGCAAGUGUGUUUUUUACAAAAAAAAAGUAUUAAACAUCUAAACUGGUUGACCGGUUAAAUUUGAAAAUUUUAGCAAAUGUGUAAUUAGCUAUUGAAACGAAAUCGCGAUGUGAUUUUUCUAAAAAUACGUUUUCAGUUAAGGGAAUGUGGCGUACAAAUCACCCGAUCGAUAAUCGUCUAACGCUUAUGCCAAAAAAUGUGUGCGGUUUGACAAAACAAAUUGAGCUUUAACUGAAAUAUAAGUAGCUGCCAAAAAAAAGGCUAACCUCCAUUAGAGCUGGCCAAUAAAUGUUUAUGUUUUUAUGUUCGUUUUUAAGAAUCGCAAGAGUUGAGUUUAAAUUACUAAACCAAGUUUUUAUUUAAUGUUGUAAGCUUCACAAAAAAAAAUUGUCGUUUCGUCAAUAUUGUUUGUGUGCUGACGUUGCCGCCGCCGCCGCUGAUGUCUUCGGUUACUGCGUCGGCGCCCGUUACUUAUGCCUCAUUCAUGUUUACAUUCAACGAAUCUAUUACAAGGUAUUUUUAUGUUCGUAUGUUUUCCAUGGAAUUGCAAUUGUCAUGGGCUACUUUAAAUAAAGCUGAUAAGAGAUGAAUAAUGGUUUUGUCUGAAUGUGUAAUGAAAUAGCUGAAAUAUCUGAAUAUUCCAUAAGUUUAAGGAGUUUGACCAUCGAAGUACUUCAAACAGACACCACAUGGAGUAUCAUUUGGAAUUAAGUCAUCAUGAUGGGACUCCAACGAUUAGUCUGAAAGGCAGUAGAGAGCCACCACUUAAACCGAGACCACCUGGAAGACCGACCGUGACAACGAACGCAAGCAUUCAGUAACAACAUCUCACAACAAAUUCAAACACCAUCUACAACACAUCUAAUAUCGAUAGCAGCUGCAGCAGCAGCGCCAACAACUUAAUUUACCACAUUAACAAAGUUGUUAAUUAAAUCGACAAUUAAUAAACAAGUGCUAAAUUUAUAUUCCUAAAAAAGAUCACAAACAAAGUAAACAGACAACGCUAAAAGCAAAACAAACCAAACAAGAAAAUAGGUGCAAAUAUUUUUUUCUUCUGUUUUUCGUGUGUACAUAGUUUGGAAUUAACCAUUCCGAUUUAAGCAAUAAAGUGACCUUAAGUGAAAUUCAUCUUUAGGCGAGGUGCUUUCAAUACCUAGCCCCUCUAACCCACUACCACUACGGUGGAAAGUAGAAUCUACAACUCGGCUGUUAUAUUUUUUAUAAGAAAUAUUUUUUUUUAAGUAAAUUAAGUGUUAACAACAUUCAUAUCGAUCUACCAACAACCUACCUAUCCACCUUACUGGCAACUAACUUGGCUAAGUGAAGCAGGACGUACCAACAUAUUUUUGGAUUAACUUUUACACUCGUUUAUGCUGGCGCAAAUUUACAUUUCGUUGAAGAAGAAGACAAGACAACAUAAUGGGAACAAAAACACAACCUCAGAUGCACAAAGCAUUUACAUAUACAUACAAUGAACGCAGAAUACGUGCUAAUGAUCGGGAUUUUAACGCCCAAUUCAAAUAUGCUGAUAACUACAUUAAAACGUCCAAGUAUUCGAUGAUGACCUUUUUACCCUUCAACCUCUUGGAACAAUUUCAGCGUUUAGCAAAUUUUUAUUUCCUAUGUCUGCUGGUGCUACAACUAAUUCCGGCAAUAUCAUCACUAACACCAGUUACUACAGCCAUUCCAUUAAUUGGCGUCUUAACAUUGACCGCAGUCAAAGAUGCCUAUGACGAUAUUCAACGUCAUGUCUCAGAUUCUCAGGUGAAUAAUCGAAAAUCAAAAGCUUUAAGAAACGGCAAAUUGGUCGAUGAAAAAUGGUCCGGCGUGCAGGUCGGCGAUGUGAUACGCAUGGAAAAUAAUCAAUUUGUUGCGGCCGACAUACUACUAUUGAGCACAUCCGAGCCAAAUGGCUUGUGUUUCAUCGAAACUGCCGAAUUGGACGGCGAAACGAAUCUCAAGUGUAAACAAUGCCUAACGGAAACUAUUGAACUGGGCAGUAAUCACGACCAACUGUGGAAUUUCAAUGCCGAAAUCAUCUGUGAGAAGCCUAACAAUCUGCUUAACAAAUUCGAGGGCACAUUGAUGUGGCGCAACCAGCGCUAUCCGCUGGACAAUGAGAAGAUCCUUUUGCGUGGCUGUGUUUUGCGCAACACCCAAUGGUGUUAUGGCGUUGUGGUCUUUGCCGGCAAAGACACCAAACUGAUGCAGAAUUCAGGCAAAACCCAAUUUAAGAGCACCGGUGUGGAUCGUUUGCUGAAUUUUAUUAUAAUCGGUAUUGUCUUAUUUCUUUUAUCCAUUUGUGCAUUCUUUACCCUGGCUUGUGCCAUCUGGGAAGGUGUUAUCGGCCAGCAUUUCCAGGCUUACUUGCCAUGGGAAAAUAUCAUACCAAAAAAUAUUAUCCAAGGAUCAGCAGUUAUAGGACUAUUAGUAUUUUUCUCUUAUGCCAUUGUAUUAAAUACCGUAGUGCCAAUAUCACUCUACGUUUCAGUAGAGGUUAUACGUUUUGUUCAAUCAUUUUUAAUCAAUUGGGAUGAAAAAAUGUAUUACGAACCAACCAAAACACAUGCCAAAGCCCGCACCACCACCCUCAAUGAAGAAUUGGGACAAAUCCAAUAUAUAUUCUCCGACAAGACGGGCACCCUCACCCAGAACAUCAUGACUUUCAACAAAUGCAGUAUUAAUGGCCGCACCUAUGGUGACAUCAUCGACUUGCGUACCGGUGAAGUUAUCGAGAUCACUGAUAGUGAUAUCGAUACUAGCCAAAGUAGCAAGAAGAGCACAUUAAAGAAAGACGAUUCCCAAAUGAAUGGGGAUGGAAUGUCUUCGUCAAAACGCCUGCACAAAGUCGAUGUGCAUUUUGUUAGCUCACCAACAACAACGAAUGCAGCCGCCCGCACCAGUCUGUCUUCCAAAAUGCAGGAGGAGCAUAGCACCACCAGCAGUAGCUGUGGCGAUAAGCAAGUAAGCAUCGACAGUGGCACCAGUAUUAGUACCAGUACUGGGUCUACCAUUAGGACAGCUGCCAUAGUACAGCCAAGCGCUUCGUUGGAAAAUUUGCAUUUCAAAGCUGCUGCACUAAGCACUCCUAGUUCACCAAUUGCACCAGAGGUUGGGAGUGAUGAUGAGGCCACAGCAAUCGACUACAGAGCACAAACAAAUCGCAUGCGUACGGCGAGAGUGCGUAUCGACUGCCCCUUGCAGCGCAUAGGGAGGCAAGCUUCAACGCUGUCCACGUACAGUGAAAAAGAUAUUGCACCUGUAGAUUUCUCAGCGAAUCCAGAAUAUGAACCAGAAUUUCGUUGGUACGAUCGAUCACUGCUAGAUGCGGUUCGUUCCGAUGAAGAACAUGCCCACAAUUUCUUUCGUCUGCUGGCCUUGUGUCACACUGUAAUGCCAGAAUAUGUUGAAGGACGCUUGGAAUAUCAGGCCCAGAGUCCCGAUGAAUCCGCUUUGGUUUCAGCGGCGCGAAACUUUGGUUUUGUUUUUCGCUCUAGAACACCGACGGGCAUUACCAUUGAGGUAAUGGGCCGCAAAGAGGAAUAUGAAUUACUGCAUAUUCUGGACUUUAACAAUGUCCGCAAACGUAUGUCGGUCAUAUUGCGGCAGGGAGAUAACAUUUUUCUCUAUUGCAAAGGUGCUGACAGCGUCAUUUAUGAUAGACUGAGCUCCAGCCAACAUGAAAUGAAAGCGCGUACUCAAGAUCAUUUAAAUAAAUUCGCUGGCGAAGGUUUACGUACGCUUGUACUGGCUGAAAGACAAUUGUCUAAGGAUUUCUAUGAAGACUGGAGUAAACGUCACAUGGACGCUUCAAUAUCUUUGGAUAAUCGCGAGGACAAGUUGGGAGUCCUCUAUGAGGAGGUGGAAAGCGAACUGGUGCUGGUGGGCGUUACAGCCAUUGAGGAUAAACUUCAGGAUGGAGUACCUCAAACCAUAGCCAAUUUACAAAUGGCAGGCAUUAAAAUUUGGGUAUUAACCGGUGACAAGCAGGAAACCGCCAUAAAUAUUGGUUAUUCAUGUCAAUUACUCACGGAUGAUUUGGCCGAUGUUUUCAUCGUUGAUGGCAGCACACUGGAAGAGGUGGAAAAGCAGCUAAGACAGUUCAAAGAGUCAAUACGAAUAGUAAAUCGUUUUAGGCCAGCACCUCUCAACUCAUCUAUAAGUCUUAAUUUAAAUGGAGCUCACAAUCAGGAGGCUAACAUGACAGCUGUAAAAAUGUCCCAGAUUUCACCUCCACCGCCUCCGGCUAUAUCGGUUGUCACCUUUAGGUGGGAUGAUGAAGACAUUAAUAAGCGUAAUAAGGGCGAACCGGACAGUGCUGAGACCAAUGAAUUGUAUGACAAUUUAGAAAAAGGUGGCAGUGCGGCAAAAAAUGCCCUGAGGGAGGAUGAAAUCAUUGAGGAGAACACUGGCUUUGCCAUAGUCAUAAAUGGGCAUUCGCUGGUCCAUUGCCUAUCGCCAGAAUUGGAGGCUAGAUUUCUUGAUAUUGCCUCCCAAUGCAAGGCGGUCAUAUGCUGUCGCGUUACACCUUUGCAAAAGGCCUUGGUUGUGGAACUAAUCAAACGUGCCAAAAAUGCUGUUACAUUAGCAAUAGGUGAUGGUGCCAACGAUGUCUCUAUGAUUAAAGCUGCUCACAUAGGUGUUGGCAUAUCCGGUCAGGAGGGUUUACAGGCUGUAUUGGCAAGCGAUUAUUCGAUUGCCCAAUUUCGUUACUUAGAAAGACUUCUAUUAGUGCACGGGCGUUGGUCCUACUAUCGCAUGUGCAAAUUCCUGCGUUAUUUUUUCUAUAAAAAUUUUGCAUUUACCCUUUGCCAUUGUUGGUAUUCAUUCUUUUGUGGAUUCAGCGCACAGACUGUUUUCGAUCCCAUGUUCAUUUCGGUUUACAAUCUUUUUUACACAUCAUUGCCCGUUCUGGCGUUGGGAGUAUUCGAACAGGAUGUGUCGGACAAGCACAGUUUGGAAUAUCCCAAAUUGUACACACCCGGCUUGAAAAGUCAAUUGUUUAAUACCAAAGAAUUUGUGUAUAGUGUUUUACAUGGUGCCUUUAGUUCUUUAAUCUUAUUUUUAAUACCUUACGGUACUUAUCACAAAGGCGUUUCGCCCAAUGGUUAUAUUUUAAGUGAUCAUAUGACUCUGGGAGCUGUGGUAGCCACCAUUUUAAUCAUUGAUAAUACAGCACAGAUAGCCUUAUAUACAUCGUACUGGACUAUUGCCAACCACAUCACCAUUUGGGGCAGUCUUAUUUGGUACUUUGUACUCGAUUACUUUUACAAUUAUGUGAUUGGUGGACCCUAUGUGGGUUCACUUACCAUGGCCAUGAAGGACCUCACCUUCUGGACAACAAUGUUUAUCACGGUGGUGCUGAUUAUGAUACCAGUAUUAGCGUACAAAUUCUAUCUAAUAGAUGUACAUCCUAGUUUGGCUGAUAUGAUACGCAUGAGAAGACGCCACGCCAGCCACAAGGCACGUCACACUAGUAGUGUUAUGAGAGCACCUUCUUCGAGAAGAUCCAGGAGAUCUUUAAGAUCGGGUUAUGCUUUUGCCCACCAGGAGGGCUUUGGUCGACUUAUUACCUCGGGUAAGAUCAUGCGUAAACUGCCGCAAGAGUUUGCUUUCCCCCUGGGUCUGGGUAGCAAGAAGGUGCAAAGUUCCGGCGAUGCCAACAAGACCAAUAACAAUAACAGUGUGCGUGAUAAUAAAAAUGCUGCAGAUAUGGAUGAGACAACGACGUCAGCGUUAAAUGAUGCCUUAACCAAUCAAGAACACAACAGUAGUGAUGGGAUAAGUCCACGUGCUCCUUGCCAAGAUUUAGAUACGAUAAAUCUCUAAAAAAACAAAACCAACAAAAACCAAAACGAAACGAAUUCACAAUUGCAACAUUUAACAUCAAACAACAACAAGAAACAGCAACAUUAUAAACCAAAUCUUCAAUUAUUUUCAUUGAGAAUAGGAAUUAAAACAACAACAACAACAACUAUGUAGACUUAACAAAUUUUUUUAAUUUAAUUUUUUUAAAUGUAAACUUUUAAGUUUGUAACAAACAAAACAAAACUAAAAAAAAACAACUGAAAUUUGUAAUGGUAUAUCAACUUUUUUGAUAUACACAUACAGACAUACACACACUCACCCUCAUACACAUACCUACACAGACAUUCACACCCAAGGAUAAUAUCCAUGAAUAUUUUGAAAAAAAAAAACAAAAAGAAAAAAAUCGAAACAAAAAAACGCAUUAGCUUUAACAAAUACCAGAGAUGAUCUACUAAAUAAUUAUUAUUAUUAAUAACAUUUUUUAGGGUAUUCAAUACGAAAAUGUGAAGAAGAAGAGAAGAAGAGGAAACGUUUAUUUAUUACAAAAGCAUUCGUGCAAAACCACAAACAUACAUACAUACAUACUACUUACCGACAUGCCUCCAUGUGUACAUUGUGACAAACAUUACCAAAAAACAAAGAAACUAAAACGAAAACCAAAAUAAAAAAUUUAGAAAAAAAUCCCAUGAUAUUUAUCUCCUAUGGAAUCAAACUGAAACAAUUGUUGGCUAUUAGAAAAAUUUAUUCAAUUUUCAAAUCAAAUCUAAGUCAAAGUUAAACAAACUCACAAACAUACAAGCAUACAAAUACAACACAACACUCGUACAACAUAACAAGUAAACUUUGGUUGUUUAAACCCCCCAACCCCCCACAGGCGUAUAAGUUACCAUAAUGAAGUACACUCCGCUGUAUUUGAAUAAUGACAGAUGAAGUGCUUAACAGAGAAUUUACCACUAUGAGCAAGGUGGAUAAUGAAGGUGGUCUCACACCAACAGCUGAAAACAGACGGCCAGUUUGACGGUAUAAAGAUGUCAGUUCUGUGUUUAUUCUGUAGAAAUUGUCUAUAGUAAAUCUAUACUGAUUUACAAUUGACAUUGUCACCAGAACUACUGACAAGCCAAUGCUUUUUGCUAUAGACAUUUAAUAUGAGCUGGUCAUUCAGAAGUCAACAGUGAUAUUGUCAAUAGUAAGUCAUUAGGGGAUAUACAGAGACGUUGUGGGAUAUAUAGGGCAUUGUCAAUAGGUACAUUAUAAAUAAAAAAUGUAUAUUUGUAACAAUUAAGUCCGUAAUUUUUUAACUUUUCACUCAAUUUCAAAAUUAUCAGCUAGUUUCAUUCAAGACAUUCAAAUUAGUUUAAACUUAUAUUUAUUUAUUUGUUUAAAAUAUAUAUUCAGUAAAGAAAAAAUUUUUCUAAAACGGAAAUCUUUGGAUAGUUGCCAAAUGAUUCGUCAACAAUUGCUGUGUCCAAAUACCUGAUGUCAGUUACGCUCGGCAUUAUCACCAAGUAUUGGAGUACGUCCCUGUGGACGUACCCUACAUAAUCAAACAGACGCAAGAUAGAACACAACACACACUGCUACAACAACAAUCAAGAAUUGUCUUCUUCUGCCGAGUCUAUUAAGUACAAACAAGAAGUUUAAAUUGGUUUCUAGAAUUUGUACUACAAAAAGUUAUAUACUUACAUAUGCGUCAGCCUAUGUCCCUAAUUAGUAUUAAAUUUGCAAUUUUUUUCGAAAUGAUUUAGGGACCAGCAAAACUAUUUGCGACAAAACGAUUGAGAAAACGAAAAAAUAAAAUAAGUUAUAGUUUGGCACCUGUCAAUAAAAACCAAUGUAGACAAUUUGGUGACAAUGUCACAUAUAUAGUUGACAAAAGUGUUGACUUGGGGACACUUAACCCCAAACUUUCUACAGCGUCAUUUUACCUGCACACGUAAACACACGAGCGCUAGUUUCUUUGGUUGUGUUCAGAACAAUGCCACUUUUUGAAAUGACAUCUUGAUAACUAGAUGGCGGAUUACACCAUAUGACUUGUGGUUGUUGAACAACACUAUGAAAUUUUAAAUAUUCCUCGUAUAACAAACAUCAAUCAAAGGUUUCAUGUAGUCAAAAAUUACAUAUACACACAUUGGUUAACAAGUAUCAUUUGGAUCGUAUUGCAAGAUAUGUCUAAUCAAGAUGUACUACAAAGAAAAAAUUUCACGAUUUUUUUUUAAUUAAAAAUUUUAUUGGUAUUUAUCCUUUUAGUUAAAAAACUAGUUAGUUGAGACAUUUUUAUAUUUAUAUAUUCACAAUAUAAACAUCCUAAAAUAUUGGUUCUAGGAAGGAAAUUUUGUCAACAUAACUAUCCCAUGUUUUAGAGAAAUAUUUCGUUGAUAAACAAAUAAAAGCGUUCUUAAAUGCUUAGUUUAUAAAUUACAUAUGUAUUUCCAAAAAUAUUUUCUGAUCAUUUAAAAAUGUCAAUGAUUUUUCAAUAAUAAUAAUUUUUUUUUAUUUAACAACUCCAGAAAAUAUUUUCAAAGAUGCUUAUCCCCUCCUAAUGCUGGCGAAAUUUGUGAGGUACUUUGCCAUGCUCUCUUUUUGAUGAAGGUCGCUUGGGAUUAUAAAUGCUCCAAAUUUCUCCAUCUUUAGAUAUUGCUCGCACAUAAACCGAGCUCCCGAUUUGACUUCUUUUGUACUUAGAUAAGGCAGUUAUUAUAAACCGGUCUUUAGCCCGAUUAACCUCGAAGAUAAACUGCCUAAUCUACUUAUGAAAUUAACAAAUGUUGCGAUCCAUGGUGGACCCCGUUCCCUUAAGGUGUUAUUACACGAUCAGUGCUUUACAUAUGUGCCCUCACUUUCCUUAUAUACGUCAAACUGUACAUUUUUGAAAGACAUGUGUCUGUCUGUCUAAAUCGAAAGAAUUUCAUAUAUAUUCCAAAAUCUAUUUUCCAUAUUACAUUUUUCGUACGUAUUACCCGAUGUGUACAACUUUUAAGAGUUACCGCAUUUGAAAAAAAAAAUAUGACGAUACAUAUUGUGUAAUACCACCGGAGGCCACCGUGGCACAGAAGUUAGCAUGUCUACCUAUGACGCCGAACGCCUGGGCUCCAUUCCCGACGUAAAUAUAAGAAAAAUUUUCGGCGGUGGUUAUCCCCUUGCAAAUGCUGGCUACAUUUGUGAGAUAACCUGCCAUGUUAAAACUUCUCUACUAAGAAGCGUCGCUAUGCGGCACGCCAUUCGCACUCGGUAUAAAAAAUUUUAAACAAAAAAAAAAAAGUCGCAGGAGGGAGAUGCUGAUGUACAUAUGUAUUUUAAUUCAGAAGAUAGCAGUUAUAAAUGAAAAAUAACUGAGGUGGAUCAUGUCGGACUUUUUUCAAUCUACAAAAACAUGAUUUUUGACAGUCAGUUAUUUUAGGACUCUCGACAUCAAUCCAGAUUUAGAUAUAGCUGCCAUAUAGACCGAUCUCACGAUUUAACGUCUUGGGCCCAUUAAAGGCGCAUUUUUGUCGUAUGUCACUGAAAUUUGGGACAGUAGGUUAUGUUAAGCCCCUCGACAUCCUUGUUUAAAUUGGCUGAUUUCGGUUUAGAUUUGGAUAUAGCUGUCAAAUAGUCCGAUCUCUCGAUUUAAGGUUUUGGGCCUUUAAUAGGCUCAGUUAUUGUCCGAUUUCACAGAAAUUUGGUAUUACGAUUUGUGUUAGGCUCCUCGAUAUCCCUGUUCAAUACGGCCCAGAUCGGUCCAGAUUUGGAUAUAGCUGCUAUAUAUACCGAUCUCCCGAUUUAAGGUUAGAAGCUCAUUAAAAGUGAAUUUGUUAACCGACUUCGCUAAAAUUAUUGCGUUAGGCCCCUCGACCGAUCUCUCAAUUUAAGAUCUUGGGCCAAGAAAAGGCGUAUUUACUUACCGAUUUCGCUGAAAUUUGGUAUAGCGAGAUGUGUAAGGCUCGUCAACAUCCCUGUGCAACACGGCCGAGAUUGGUCCACAUUUGGAUGAACCUGGAAUAUAUACCGAUCUCACGAUUUAAAGCUGUAGACCCAUAAAAAGUGAAUCUAUUAACCGAUUUCGCUGAAAUUUAGCACAAUGAGUUCUGGUAGAUUCUUCGACCGAGUAUGGUCAAGAUCAGGCUACAUUUUGAUAUAGCUGCUAUAUAGACCGAUAUCCGAUUUAAUUUCUUGAAACAAUAAAAGCACGUUUAUAACUAGAUUUCGCUUAAAAUUUGACACAGUGGGCUGUGUUAGGCUCUUCGACUGUUGCGUUUAAUAUGGUUCAGACAGGUCUAUAUUUGAAUAAAGCUGUCAUAUACAUACACCUAUCUCCCAAUUUAAUUUAUUAGACCCAUAAAAUGGGAAUUUUUUUCACCGAUGAAUAUGGUACAAAAAGUUGUGUUAGACCCUUACAUAGCCUUCCUGAAUAUGGUGAAGAUUGGACCAUAUCAUUUAUGGGUUCCUAAAUGAUGCAUUUUCACCGUAUUAUGACGAAAGGUGGUUAAUAUAUGUAUAUAUCCGAGGUGGUGGGUAUCCAAAGUUCAGCCCGGGCCGACUUAAUGCCUUUUUUGCUUUUCUAAAUUGUGGCAGUUAAAUCAAAAUGGAAUAGGAUCUUGCUUUUGGGCGCCCGGGUAGCCGAAUUGGUAGCGUGGUUGGAAUUCCAGCGGGGGCAAUCCCAUGGCAGCCGGUUGUAUACCGGAUUGACUCGAUGAAAUCCUUUAUCGGCAAGGGCUGCCGCCUCAGUGUACUACACACUGCUACAACAACAACUAGUGCGGGGGUCGUGGAUUCGAUUCCCACCAUAGGCCAUGGUCUGGCGAUACUGUGGUAUCAUAAUGGACUUAAAAUUGUCUCAGUGAGUUUGUAAAGGACUGCCACUCUUACCAAACCUAACCUGUUUUUGGAAGCGCUUAUUUGAUAAAAAAAACCUUGGUAUGAUUGCAAGUGGUUUUCAAAUAUCACAUUUGUUUAUCUUCCUAAUUAAACUGUGCUUUAAUCGAUUAGUAAAAGCUUUUGAAUACUUUUAAUCUUCAAUUUUUUCAUCGAGGCAAAAUGAGUGCCAAUGUAAGAAAUGACAGUUAGAUAUGUGAGAGGCAGUAAAGUGUGCUAAGAGAUCUCUGUUAUGGUGGGUGGUGGGUGAUAUGCUUUAUGCGGCGGCUUUUGGUGUUAUUUUACAAGGUGUGUAGCAAAUAACGUUUAAAGUGACCAGUAGAUGGAGCAAAUGGAGUUUGUAGUAUUAGCAGUUGAUACGUGUAAUUUAUAAUAACACCACUUAUAUUGUAGAUAAAAUAUUGCUGAGAUAAAAAAGAAAGAGCGGAAAAAAUUAUAUAUAACUUCGGAAAGACGAUUUUACAAAAAAAAACACCAAACAUCGAAGGCGGCUAUUUUAUGUUACUAGGGGUUCCCGUUUUGUUUUUAAGAGAGUUUUCUUUCCCAUUUAAUUUAGUAGCGCAAAACAUUUGCCUUUAUUCAAAUACAAUGGAGUGUGCCAUCCACAAUUUUACAUACAAUAAUGAGCAUAACAAUUAAUUAAUAUUAGAAUACUUUAUGUAUAUCCUUUGAAUUCCAGAAUUAGCUUCACAUAGUCGAAAGAAACUUAAAGAGCAUCUAAAGGAGAAGGGUGAAAGUUUCAACAAAGCCGAAAUGAGGUCAAUUCUGGAAAUUAUUUUCUCAAAUCCCAACAAACAAACAUACAUUAUUAAUACAUACACUAAUUAUACAUAUUAUUCUUAUAUUAUUAUGAUUUUCCUUAUAAAGUAGUAUAACGCACAUAGGUAUUUGCUGUGUUUUUUUAUACUUAUAUGUUGUCUUUUUUAAAUAUAUAUUGAUAAUUUUGUUAUGAGUUGAUGAAGUUUAGUUAUUUUCUCUCUGGGUCCCUUUAUUUCUCAUUAAGUUCUUUGCGUUUUCUCAUCUUUAAUUUUAUUUAUGUAUGUCUUUUUUUCAUUAUUGAUAUGUAAUAUUACUGCUAUUGUUAUUUUUUAGAACUAAUAAUAUAGGAUUUUGUAUUUGGAUUUCACGAAUUCAAUCUCAGUUAUACUUUAGGGGAUAGUUUUAAAAAACACAACGCUAGGCGUUUUAAUCUAUCGAGUGAUUCUAUGUUUAUUUCUUUUUUUUUUUUUUUGAAUUUGGUGUUUAUUUAUUAAUUUCAUACCUAUGUACUUUUUAUUAUUACUUAUUGCUAUUUUUUUUAAACUAUACGUUAUACGUGAAAAUAUGUGAUUUAAGUUUUAAGUUGAAUUAUAUAAUUAUAUAAAUAAAAAAAUGAAAUAACAUACGUUAAAGUA
This is a messenger RNA of Stomoxys calcitrans (stable fly), 12385 nucleotides long. RefSeq names its product phospholipid-transporting ATPase ID (gene ATP8B). Gene Ontology annotation, molecular function: ATPase-coupled intramembrane lipid carrier activity; ATP hydrolysis activity; ATP binding. NCBI's taxonomy places the organism in Eukaryota, Metazoa, Arthropoda, Insecta, Diptera, Muscidae. The transcript has 25 exons. Gene Ontology annotation, biological process: phospholipid translocation; Golgi organization. Gene Ontology annotation, cellular component: plasma membrane. Bases 1752 to 6161 code for a protein of 1469 amino acids. The record is from RefSeq and is a predicted model, not a curated record.